AUGGAGAAAUUCUUGAGGGAAUGGAGGCAGGAUGCCUACAACAAGGCGCAGUACGAUUCGGCCAUUUUCAUCGGGGACAAGCUCCUGGCCCUAACAAAUGAUGACAAUGACGCCUUUUGGCUGGCGCAGGUUCACUUUGCGACCGGAAACUACACUCGUGCCCAGUCCUUCCUUUCCAAACAGGAUCUCGUGAACCGCAAUCCGUCAUGCCGCUACCUCGCUGGUCACUGCUUCAUCAAACAGUCACGGUACGACGAGGCGCUCGCCGUGCUUGGCGAGCGAAACCCUACGCACCUCAUAGCGAACGCGGCCAACAAGCGCAAAACUCAGAAGGGGCCGGGCAAGUCAGACAGGCCGAAUCGCCGACAGGAUGGCUCGGAUGAAGAGGCGGCUAACAGGCGCUUCGAGGCGGCCAUGUGCUUCCUGCGCGGCAUAUGCUACGCCAAGCAGAACGCUUUUGACCGGGCAAAGGAGUGUUACAAGGACGCUGUUAGGAUCGACGUCCAGUGCUUCGAGGCGUUCCAGCAGUUGAUGAAGAACUCGCUGAUGUCGCCCGACGAGGAGUGGCAGUUCCUGGAGUCGCUAGACUUUGACUCGAUCCAUGUCCCAGGGGAUUCGUCCUCGUCGCAGGAGGCCGCAGAGUUCACCAAGAUGCUCUAUACGACGAGGCUAUCCAAGUACAGGAACCCGAGCUCCUUCACUACUGCAUGCGAAACCCUCUCGACUCAUUACAACCUUGGCACGAACCCCGACCUACUGCUUGCGAGGGCUGACCUACUCUACACGCAAUGCAAGUACAAAGAUGCCCUUGCUAUUACGGAGUCGAUAUUGCAGGACGACAAGUAUAACUUCAGCGUGUACCCUCUCCACCUGGCUUGCCUGUACGAGCUCAAGAUGAAGAAUGUCCUCUUUCUCGUCGCCCACGAUCUGGCCGACAGCCACCCGGAGGAGCCAUCUACGUGGCUUGCAGUAGGAACAUACUACUUCGCCAUUGACAAGAUUGCAGAGGCCCGCCGAUAUUUCAGCAAGGCUAGUAUGAUGGAUGCCCAUUUUGGCCCGGCCUGGAUCGGCUUCGCCCAUACCUUCGCAGCCGAGGGCGAGCACGACCAAGCCAUUUCAGCGUAUUCAACAGCAGCCCGUUUAUUCAUGGGAACACACCUACCCCAAGUCUUCCUGGGCAUGCAAAAUCACGCACUCAACAACAUGACAUUGGCAGAUGAGUUCUUAAAAACAGCAUAUGGCCUCUGCAAAACAGAUCCGCUGCUACUGAACGAGAUGGGUGUGGUCUACUAUCACCAGGACCGGCCACUCGAUGCUGUGAAACUAUUUGUCCGAGCCCUUGAGGUGGCUGAGGACAUUGAUUCGGAACCGACAGCCUGGCUGGCCGCGCGCACGAACCUUGCCCAUGCUUACCGCCGCGCCAAGCAGUAUCCUGAAGCAAUGGAGCAGUUUGACGAGGUUCUACGGCUCGGCGGUAAAGACGCCGCAGUCUUCUCGGCCAAGGGGCUGGUCUUCAUGGAGUUGGCGCAACCCGAAGAGGCUAUCGUGGUCUUGCAUCAGGCCCUGGCCAUUAACCCACAAGAUCCCAUUGCUACGGAGCUCCUCAAUAAGGCCUUGGAGGAAGCCGCGGGGAUGGAGCCACCUGUAAGUGAAGCACAGGAGGAGGCGUUGGAGGGUUUCGAGAGAGAGAUAGCCAGGCUGCAUGGGCCGAAGCAACCCCGGAAUCCUAAGGUAAAGGAGAAAGGCAAGGGGGUUAACUUUUUUAACAGAAACAAGACGAGGAUCAUGGGCCCUGGCGUGCUCUCUGACGAUGUCGAGAUGGAUGCAGCUGAGUAA
Molecule: messenger RNA, 1836 nt
Organism: Neoarthrinium moseri
Lineage: Eukaryota; Fungi; Ascomycota; Sordariomycetes; Amphisphaeriales; Apiosporaceae
Exons: 2
Coding region: 1-1836 (611 amino acids)
Biological process (GO): cell division
Molecular function (GO): protein binding
Source: RefSeq, a predicted model, not a curated record